This is a messenger RNA of Gastrolobium bilobum, 1187 nucleotides long. RefSeq names its product tobamovirus multiplication protein 3-like. The transcript has 11 exons. The record is from RefSeq and is a predicted model, not a curated record. The coding region runs from base 261 to 1142 and encodes 293 amino acids. Lineage: Eukaryota; Viridiplantae; Streptophyta; Magnoliopsida; Fabales; Fabaceae.
AUUAAUAGUUGCGUGAAUAUUUGGACCACGUGUUGUUGCGUUUCCAUGCAUUCAAUUGUGGAUGACGGAAUCCUAAUGAUACACGUUGUUACAUCAAAAUAAAUAAAUUUUUUUUUGUUAAAUUGUAAAAAUAAAAAAGAAAACUGCUAAACCCAAACUAUUACUAAAACUGAAAAUAAGCCUAGCUACUAGUGCUUUCCUUUAACAUCAUUCAUUCAUUCAUUCGCGGCGCGUGUGCUCAAGAAACCGUAGAUUCGAUAAUGAGCAAUAACAGCUUGCCGGCGACGGUUGCGGUGGCGGUUGCAGCGGUUGAGCUGACUGAUUCCUCCAGCUGGUGGCACGACAUCAACGACUCUCCGGUGUGGCAGGAUCGUAUAUUCAUCGCCCUUGCCGUCCUCUACGGCAUCGUAGCCGCCGUAGCUCUGGUUCAACUAAUUCGAAUACAAUUGAGAGUGCCAGAAUACGGUUGGACCACGCAGAAGGUCUUUCACUUUCUCAAUUUUUUGGUGAACGGGGUUCGAUGUUUUGUUUUCAUCUUCCAUCGGAAUGUGCAGAGGCUACAGCCAGAGAUUGUCCAACAUAUCUUACUUGACUUGCCAAGUCUCGCUUUCUUUACAACGUAUGCGCUUUUGGUCCUGUUCUGGGCUGAGAUUUAUUACCAGGCACGAGCUGUAUCUACUGAUGGACUGAAACCAAGUUUCUAUACAAUUAAUGUGGUGGUUUAUGCUGUUCAGAUUACUUUGUGGUUGAUAUUAUGGUGGAAACCUGUCAGCGUACUGGUCAUUUUGUCUAAGAUGUUCUUUGCAGGGGUCUCUUUGUUUGCAGCUCUUGGCUUUCUUCUUUAUGGUGGAAGACUAUUCUUGAUGCUGCAACGCUUUCCUGUUGAAUCCAAAGGGCGACGUAAGAAGCUGCAAGAGGUUGGCUAUGUGACGACCAUAUGUUUUUUAUGCUUCCUUGUCAGAUCCAUUAUGAUGUGCUUUAAUGCAUUUGAUAAAAAUGCGAACCUUGAUGUCUUGGACCAUCCUAUUCUAAACUUUAUAUAUUACCUGUUGGUGGAAAUAUUGCCUUCUUCUUUGGUCCUUUUCAUUUUGAGGAAGCUGCCACCCAAGCGUGGUAUCACACAAUAUCACCCAAUUCGCUGAAAAGAUUGAACAUACCUAGAAAAAGAGAGUCAUCAGUGGUGCUCU